Molecule: messenger RNA, 909 nt
Organism: Thamnophis elegans (Western terrestrial garter snake)
Lineage: Eukaryota; Metazoa; Chordata; Lepidosauria; Squamata; Natricidae
Product: vomeronasal type-2 receptor 26-like
Exons: 1
Coding region: 1-909 (302 amino acids)
Biological process (GO): G protein-coupled receptor signaling pathway
Cellular component (GO): membrane
Molecular function (GO): G protein-coupled receptor activity
Source: RefSeq, a predicted model, not a curated record
AUGGAAAAAUGCACCAAGUGCCCAGAUGAUCAAUACUCAAAUAAGAAGAGAGUGCAAUGUAUGCCAAAAGUUAUAACCUUUCUGACUUACAAAGAACAUCUGGCCAUCAUUCUGGCCUCUUUUGCUCUACUAUUAUUCCUGACCACCGGAUUCAUUUCAAUCAUAUUCCUUAAAUACAGAGAAACUCCCAUUGUCAGAGCCAACAACAGGGAUCUCUCUUACAUCCUCCUGGUCUCCCUCCUGCUUUGCUUCUUGUCUUCUUUUCUCUUCAUUGGUCAACCAAGAAAGUCCACCUGCCUACUCAGACAAACAGUGUUUAGCAUUGUCUUCUCCGUUGCAAUAUCGUCUCUCUUGGCCAAAACAAUCACAGUCGUGCUGGCUUUCCUAGCCACAAAACCAGGAAAUCAAGUGAAGAGAUGGUUGGGGAAGAGUUUGGCUAACUCCAUCAUCCUUUCUUGUUCUGCUGUCCAAAUUAUCAUCUGCUCCAUCUGGCUUGGAAUUUCUCCACCAUUCCCUGACUCUGACUUUCAUUCCCAGCCUGGAAUGAUCAUCCUGCAAUGCAAUGAAGGCUCUGUUGUCAUGUUCUACAUCACCCUAAGCUACAUGGGAAUCCUGGCUGCCAUCUGCUUCACGGUGGCUUUUCUGGCCAGGAAUCUUCCUGGGGCCUUCAAUGAAGCCAAACUGAUCACUUUUAGCAUGCUGAUCUUCUGCAGUGUCUGGAUCUCCUUUCUGCCCACCUACCUGAGCACCAAAGGAAAAUACAUGGUAGCUGUUCAGGUCUUCUCCAUAUUGUCCUCCAGUGUUGGGCUGCUGGGCUGCAUCUUUAUUCCCAAGUGCUACAUUAUCAUUCUGAGACCAUACCUGAAUACAAAGGAACACCUUGCAAUUAGAGGAAAUGUAGAAAUAUGA